AUUCCAUCUCAAAACCGUCAAACCGUACAUCCACCUUCGUAUAAAGACUCUCUACUUCAUCAAACCAAACACACACAAUAUCAAGAGCUAAUCUAAAGGAAAUGGCAAUGCGCGGCGAUGAUAAGGGCGGCGUGAGGGUGGUAAUUAUCAACACCGAGUACGUGGAAACAGAUGCGGUGAGCUUCAAAUCUGUUGUUCAGAAGCUCACCGGAAAGGACGCGACCGUGGCGGCGAAGCGGCGGCCCGGAAAGGAAGCCUACAGCUGCAGGAGGGCGCCGAUUUUGGAGAAGAUGUCUUCGUUCAAGGAUUUUGAUAGGAUGCUUAAGGAGUUGCCUCCGCUUGAUGAAUUAUACAGUCUUUACGCCGAUAAUUGGAGCUAAGCUCGCCACAUAUUUUCCCCCAUUUCCAUAUAUGAAUAAUUAUUUAUUCUUUUA
This is a messenger RNA of Salvia miltiorrhiza (redroot sage), 434 nucleotides long. Its product is annotated as VQ motif-containing protein 10-like. NCBI's taxonomy places the organism in Eukaryota, Viridiplantae, Streptophyta, Magnoliopsida, Lamiales, Lamiaceae. The record is from RefSeq and is a predicted model, not a curated record. The coding region runs from base 102 to 380 and encodes 92 amino acids. The transcript has a single exon.